GGGACAACAAAAAUAUCACCGCACGCAAAACGUGCAUACGGCUAGUGAUUAUAAAUUUGAGAGCCGUUGUAAUUUCUCCCCGCCACAUCUAACGGUGAAAAGACCAUGUCCUCAAUUUCCAAUUUCUACUCUUUACUCCUCAAAAAAUGCUGCGGAACCCAGAAUUUAAAACUUGCAAAGAAGCUUCAUUGCUUCAUCAUCAAGACCCAUAAUCACCGAGACACUUUUCUAUCAAACAAUCUUAUGAGCACCUACACCUACUUUGGAAAUUUAGUUUAUGCACGCCAUGUGUUUGAUCAAAUGCCCCAACCAAAUUCUUUCUCAUGGAACAUUCUUCUCUCAGCUUACUCCAAGUCGGCUCGUCUUGUCGAAAUGCUUGAAGUGUUUGGUUCUAUUCCCACCAAAGAUGGGAUUACAUGGAAUGCGUUUAUUUCAGGUUAUGUUAACUGCGGGCGAUAUGGUGAUGCUGUGGAGGCUUAUAGGACCAUGUUAGAGGAGGGUAAUAUGCACCUAAAUCGGAUAACUUUUUCGACAAUGCUUAUAUUAUCGUCGAAUAUGGAUUGUGUUGAUUUGGGCAGGCAGCUUCAUGGGCAGAUUGUAAAGUGUGGAUUCCUGUACUUUAUGUUUGUGGCGAAUCCAUUGGUGGAUAUGUAUUCCAAGUUAGGAUUUGUAGGUGAUGCACAGCAGGUUUUUGAGGAAGCACCCGAAAGAAACUUGGUGAUGUAUAACACUAUGAUUGGAGGGUUUUCACGUCCCGGAAUGUUUGAGGAGUCGUGGCGUUUGUUGGAUAGUAUGCCGGAUAAAGAUUCAAUUACAUGGACAACUAUGAUUACAGGGUUAACUCAAAAUGGAUUUGACCGGGAAGCUGUUAUUGUGAUGAGAAAGAUGCGAGAGCAAGAUUUUUCCAUGGACCAUUUCACUUUUGGAAGUGCCUUGACUGCUUGUGGGAGAGUAGGGAUCUUGAAAGAAGGAAAGGAACUUCAUGCUUAUAUAACAAGAACAGGAUAUCAAGGGAACGUUUUUGUUGGUAGUGCUCUCAUUGACAUGUACUGCAAAUGUAAUUGCAUAAACUAUGCAAAGACAGUUUUUAAGAGAAUGACCCACAAAAAUACUGUCUCAUGGACUGCAAUGCUAGUGGGUUAUUGUCAGAGUGGACUAUCUCAAGAAGCUAUUAGAACUUUCCUCGAGAUGCACAAGAAUUCAAUUGAACCAGAUGACAUUACCUUAGGAAGUGUCGUUAGCUCGUGUGCUGAUUUAGCCAGUUUGGAUGAGGGUAUCCAAUUUCACAAUCAAGCUUUAGUGUCUGGCUUGUUAUCCUCUAUUGCUGUUUCUAAUGCCCUCAUUACCUUGUAUGGAAGAUGUGGAAUUAUUGAAGAUUCCUUGAAGUUGUUUAGAGAGAUGAAUGUCAGGGAUGAGAUUUCUUGGACUGCGUUGAUGUCUGCGUAUGCCCAAUUUGGAAAGGCCCAUGAAACAAUGAAUUUAUUUGAGGAAAUGCUUUCUCAUGGGCUUAAACCUGAUGAAGCUACUUUAGUCGCUGUUCUUUCAGCAUGCAGCAGAGCAGGUCUAGUAAAGGAAGGAAAGAUGUAUUUUGAAUUGAUGAUGGAAAAACAUGGUAUAGUUGCAACUCCUGAUCACUAUACUUGCAUGAUUGAUCUUUUCAGUCGUGCAGGGAGGUUAGAGGAAGCCAAGAGUUUUAUUUCUGGAAUGCCUUACAUCCCUGAUGCAAUUGCUUGGGGUACACUCCUGAGUUCAUGUAGAGUUUAUGGUAACAUGGAAAUUGCAAAAUGGGCUGCCGAUUCUUUAUUUGAACUUAACCCUCAACACCCUGCAGCCUAUGUCUUACUUUCCAGCAUCUACGCUGCUGAAGGAAAAUGGGAGCAUGUUGCUCAGUUGAGGAAGGGAAUGAGAGAUAAAGGCGUUAAGAAGGAACCUGGUUAUAGUUGGAUUAAGUAUAAGAAUAAAGUACAUAUUUUCUCUGCGGACGAUCAGUCCAGCCCAUAUUUAGACCAGAUAUAUGCCAAGCUUGAAGAGUUGAACCUGAAGAUGGUUGAGGCAGGUUAUAAACCUGAUCUGAGCUCAGUUCUUCAUGAUGUUGAGGAUUCCGAGAAAAUACGAAUAGUGACGCAUCACAGUGAGAGACUCGCAAUUGUUUUUGGCUUGAUGUUUGUACCAACCGGCCUCCCAAUACGAGUGGUUAAGAAUCUUAGGGUUUGUAGUGAUUGCCACACUGCAACGAAAUUCAUAUCUAAAAUUACGCAGAGAGAAAUACUUGUGAGAGAUUCUGUUCGGUUUCAUUUAUUCAAAAAUGGAACUUGUUCUUGUGGAGAUUUUUGGUGAUCUCUUGGUGAACACUAUUAUCAAAUGACGGUAGUGUGGAUCUGGAGCAUUUCACAUUCUUCUGCACAUCUUGAUUGCAAAGUCUUUGCAACUUAGGGCCUGUAAAAUGAGGAAAAGGUAAAUGAACAGUCUGGUUCAGUGGACAGUCUGAAGACUUUAUUAAAGUAAAACGAACCAAAUGCCAUUUUACUUGCAGCUGAGGGAAGUUUGGAGCAGGUUGGAGAUGCAUCAAUCUAAUAGCUUCUGUUCAGAGUGAUUUGGCAAUGAGUGUUUGAAUUUUGCUCUUACCUACGCUGUUACUCAUGGCGCUGCUUGCUAAACUGGGAUAUAACCCUGAAAAGGGGCCAGAGACAUCAAUGGACAAUAAAAAUUAGGUGGUGAAAGUGCCAGUGAGACUUGGCAUCUUAUCCAGGUACCGAAGAAUGUUUUCUGCCAUCUGCCUUGUGUAUGCAUCCCCAUGAUGGAAAGCAGUCACCACCGUUAUAUAAAACAACUUAUCCUGCGAUACAAGAGAUAGAGAUCUUUGCCCACCUUUCACUAAGAACCUCUCAAUCAUCCAAAAUGCUUUUUGCCACAGAAUUUCGUUCUUGUGAUAUCUCACCGCUUUUAAUACCCGCUGUGUGGCAUUCAUCUUAUCCAGCAUGUUCACACUCUGUUCUACAUCAACCUUAUCAUCCAGUAAUGUAGAUAGUGCUGAUAAUGCAGCAUCAGCCACCUCGACAUUUUGGUGAUCCAGGCAUGUUAAGAGUCUCUCAAUUGUACCUGCUUCAAUCAAGCAAAAUGUAGUUUGUUCGGUGCAAACACCUCUAUGAACUACACAAAGUUCUACUUUGGCUUUCCUUGAUGACCUGAAAGUUAAAAACCUGGGCAGGUAGAAUAGGUUAAAGAACUUCUUUUGCUUUCUUUGUGGUGGCUUUGAGAGACGUGUUGAUUGUGUUGAGAGUUUCUCUAAGCCUGUGGCGGCUAAGGUUUGAACCUCAUCUCUUGAUGUUUCCAUAAGCAAAUUAGUUAAUACUGCAGUGAAAUUGUGAUUUAUGGCUAGGAACAACAUUUGAGGGUCAUAUAAUGUUGCAGUGAAUCUGACUAGUACACCCACUAGCCCCUCGAAGUACAUACAGGCAUAUCGGUUUUGUUGUGUUCCACUUCUUUGAAGUUGAUUUAUUGAUUGUAAGAUUCCAGGGAUUGUGUUCUUACUGGUCAAGGCCACAUUAAGAGUGAGGUUCUGAUGAGGAAGUUUGGCCAGAAAAGAGAUUGAUAGAGCUUGCCUUUCAGUGAUCUGGCUAGGGUUGGAAGGGCUUUGGAUGAGGCCCUCAGGUUGGCCGUUUGUCUUGCAAAGUCUGUCAAUUAGCAAAUGCCCUAUGUGUGAUGAGAGUAGAGUUAGAAGUUUAAUAGCUGCAAUCACAAUUUCAUCACUUGGGUUGUUGAUGAGCUCAACAAGUGUGUAGCUUGCUUCAUUUUCCUUGACAGCAGAUACAACUGGAUUCUCUGACUUCUUAGAUUUUGCCAUGCAGUAGAGGAUUCUGAUAAGAUUGAGGCUCAGAUCAUCUGGGGUGGAACUCUUAAUCAUGUAAAUAAUGUUGAAUACAACAUAGUCUGACACCAGGGUGUGGCCUUGACUAUUGACAAUCAGGUUCUCAAACCCAAUUCCAGAUUCAAGGAUAUUUGCUAGUAUUGCUGAAGCUUCUUUGAGUGAAUCUACUGGUUCACUAUAUAUCUUCUUGGUAAACAUUUCUUGGACCAUAGUUCCUACAAUUCCAGCUUCGACUAAUAAUUUACCACUAGCAGAGUAUGAGGAUAUUUGAACAAGGGCUUUAAAGACAGCUUUUCUAGUCGAGGGAUUUCCAUCGUGCAGCAUUUGGAUGAGUACAGGAGAAGUCCUCUCUGCCACAUAAGUCUUGCUGUCAUCUUCAAGUAUUAUUUCACCAAGGAGCCUAACAAUCAAUGGUACAAUUCCCAUGUUGAAGACUUCUUUCUUUUUCUUGGGACUCCUUUGGCAGAUGUUCUGCAAAUCCUUCAACGCUUCAAGUAUCAUACUCUCGGUACUGCCUAUGGACAAAGCUGCACGGAUGACUUUAAGUCGUGCAGAAUCAUUUCUGUCUCUCCACUCAUGUAUAAUGUUUCUUAAAGCUAGGUUGGGACUCAUAUUCCUGCUUUGGAGCUUCUCCUGAGUGAUAGGACAGUUAACUUCUUCUGAAUUUCCGCAAUUUUCAAAAUACUCGGUGAUUGCGCUUCUCUCAUAGGUCACACCACUACUGAUGGUCACCGGGUCAUCCAUGACCUGAUUUGUUAGUUGACAUAUGAAACUUUUGUACAUAGGCUCCAUAUGUUGAGCACCUUCUGUCACACUUUUUGAUAAUCUGUUACUCAUGUUUCCACGGGGUCUUUGGCUGCUUUCACUUGUACUUCUAAGGGCUUCUGCUACUGGUGGAAUAUCUGACACUUGGGAGUGUCCUGUGGAGACCUCCAUGCUGAUGGAGUAGAGAUCUGAUUCUAAUGUUAUUGACUCUACCUUUGGUUGCUCUACUGGAGAUAAUGGCUUUAUUUUCUUUUUCUUGUUCUUGGUUUUUUGAACUGGAAUGAUCUCAAAACAAACAUUUUUCAUCUCCUCUGAGAGUGAGCGGAUUGUGUUUUUUGCAUACACUUCAUUCUGGAAUGCUGAUGGUGGUAUUAAACUUAAGUCAUGACCCAUAUCAUUAAUAAUUUCUUCUAGUCGUUUUAUUAUGUUCCUCACUUCAUGAUCCAUAAUCGUCUGUCCAUUUUGUUGAAAUUCUCCUAAGAUGCCUUUUGCCAAAUCAGUGUUUUGAGAUAGAGAUCGCAGUAUCUCAUUUUCAUUAGCUGGGCUGCUCUCUGAAGUCUGGAGCUCCAUGAUGGCUGAAGAAGUACGGUAGAAAUAGCUUCCAAUUGCUAGGAAGUUGCUCUGUUCUAUCUUUGCACUUGGAACAGAUGCUGUUAUUUCUGAAAGUGAUGCCAGCAGUUGUUUGACAACACUUGCGACAUGCUUCACGCUUCCAUCAAACUGCGCGCAUGGAGGAAAAAAAUAAAAAGUUACAUUAUAUAUGUAUGAUUUUAUUGACCUUUUUCAUUCUUGGUAAAUGUAAUGAUCACAGACAUUGGUAUCUCUUCUUUACCACCUAUAUCCCUCAUUGAGUA
Beta vulgaris subsp. vulgaris (sugar beet) is the source of this 5487-nucleotide messenger RNA. RefSeq names its product putative pentatricopeptide repeat-containing protein At1g68930. The record is from RefSeq and is a predicted model, not a curated record. Lineage: Eukaryota; Viridiplantae; Streptophyta; Magnoliopsida; Caryophyllales; Amaranthaceae. Gene Ontology annotation, biological process: RNA modification. Bases 106 to 2337 code for a protein of 743 amino acids. Gene Ontology annotation, molecular function: zinc ion binding; protein binding; RNA binding. The transcript has 3 exons.